Messenger RNA from Lachancea thermotolerans CBS 6340, 2151 nucleotides. RefSeq names its product sugar porter family MFS transporter. Gene Ontology annotation, biological process: carbohydrate transport; transmembrane transport. Lineage: Eukaryota; Fungi; Ascomycota; Saccharomycetes; Saccharomycetales; Saccharomycetaceae. The transcript has a single exon. The record is from RefSeq and is a predicted model, not a curated record. Gene Ontology annotation, molecular function: carbohydrate:proton symporter activity. Gene Ontology annotation, cellular component: membrane. The coding region runs from base 1 to 2151 and encodes 716 amino acids.
AUGGCAAAGGGUAAGACGCUAAAAAGUAUGCAUGACCACGCCGGUGAGUUGGAAAAGAGGAGUGUGCUAGACAGGAAUGUCCGGGAAUUCAGCAAGAAGCUCUCGUCGCUGUGGUUCAAGCGAAGACUAAGUGAUAAAUCACCACAAGAGAUUAAUAUGGGAACAGGAAUCGAAAAUGAAGUGACAAAUGAUGACGGAUCCACUGGAUCACAUCUUAAUUUCAACAACUUAGAGUCAACGCUAUUCCUGCAACCUUCCCGCCCUCAGUCGAGCUUCAUGUCGAUCCUAGUAGGCGUUUUCGUUGCUGUAGGUGGCUUUCUUUAUGGCUAUGACACUGGACUCAUUAACAACAUCACCGAAAUGGACUACGUUAAAACUCAUUUUGCAUCCAACAAGCAACAGUUCACAGCGAAGGAGAUGUCUAUUCUUGUGUCGUUUUUGUCACUUGGAACCUUCGUGGGCGCGCUGGCCGCACCUUUCAUUUCAGACACUUGGGGGCGCAAAUCAACUAUAAUCAUAAGCACUUUUCUGAUAUUCAUGGUGGGAAAUUCCUUACAAGUGGCUGCGAACGGAACAACUCUGUUAGUCAUAGGUCGCGUUUUUUCUGGAGUGGGGGUGGGUUUUAUAUCUGCAGUAGUUCCGUUGUACCAAAGUGAAGCAGCUCAGAAGUGGGUAAGAGGAGCCAUUAUUUCCACAUACCAGUGGGCUAUAACUUGGGGCCUGUUGGUUUCGAGCGCUGUUUCUCAGGGUACCCACAACCGCCAGGACGCUUCUUCUUAUAGAAUACCUAUUGGGCUGCAGUUUGUCUGGUCAUGUAUCCUUGGAUUCGGAAUGCUAUUUUUGCCCGAGAGUCCUCGCUAUUAUGUCUUGAAGGAUCAGUUAGACCUCGCAGCUAAAUCCUUGGCAUUCUUACGAGGGGUCCCGGAGGAUGACUCAGGCCUCCUAGAAGAAUUGGUUGAGAUAAAAGCCAAUUACGACUACGAAAUGUCUUUUGGGAGCUUCUCAUAUCUGGAUUGCUUCAAAUCCAGCAAAAGUCGAACUAAACAGAAACUCAGAAUGUUUACAGGAAUCGCGAUACAAGCAUUUCAGCAAUUUUCCGGCAUAAAUUUUAUAUUCUACUACGGGGUCAAUUUUUUCAGCAAGACCGGCAUCGGCGGCAGCUACCUGGUCUCUUUCAUCACCUACGCAGUGAACGUUGGCUUCAAUAUCCCCGGAUUAUUUUUGGUUGAGUAUAUGGGGAGAAGGAAAGUUUUAAUAUUUGGAGGUAUUCUCAUGACGGCGGCAAACUUCGUGAUUGCCAUCGUUGGGUGCGUUGAAAAGUCAGUAAUCGCAGACAAAAUUGUAAUCGCCUUUGUCUGUCUUUUCAUUGCCUCUUUUUCGGCCACUUGGGGUGGUUGCGUCUGGGCAAUUUCAGCAGAACUAUACCCGCUGGGAGUGCGCUCCAAGUGCACUGCAAUUUGUGCUGCGUCGAACUGGCUGGUAAAUUUCAUUUGCGCGCUGAUUACGCCAUACCUGAUCGAUACUGGUAAUCACACCUCGUCGCUUGGAACAAAGAUUUUUUUCAUUUGGGGGAGCCUGAACGCAGUGGGAGUCGUGAUUGUUUACGUGGCAGUUUACGAGACAAGGGGGCUGACUUUGGAAGAGAUUGACUUACUUUACCGACUGUCGCCCAACAGUCUGGCGUCUGACUCUUGGAAUAACAGGAUACGCAAAGCGCCAGGUACCAUCCAACAGAUCAGAAAUAACGAAUCACGAUUUGAGUCGGAGGCGACCACAGUGGACAGUCAUCGACAAAACCAGGCGCCCGAUUUGGGCCAUGCAUCCCAACCAAGCGCAUCAGGCUCUAGUUACGAGGACCCUGCACCGUUGAAAAGGGCAGAAAGCCCCGUACACAACUACGUGGACCUUGGAAACGGCCUGGCGCUAACUACGUACAAUCGGGGUCCACCAUCAUUACUUAUGGACUCUUCCGAUGAUGGAGAAUCGCAAAUCGGCGCAGAAGGCGGGUCUUUCUCGCGCGAUACGGAUGAAAAUUCAAGUAGUCUAAACGACUAUAUGAUUCAGUGGAUGAAUUGCCAAAGUCAGCGCAGCUGCGGUUCAAACGCUGAGAAAGGAUCACAUAACUCGCAUACACAAGGACCAAGAACGUAA